AUGUCAGUGACGACACCGGCUGCUUGUAAAUCGGCCGAUAUAUUUAAACCUCGAGGCGUUACCUUUUCGCUGCUUCGACCCGCCUGCCCUUCAAACCGUCAACCGUCAAUCGCAAUCAUGACUACCUAUAUUCCUUCUCUGACGCUGCCGACUUCUGCCUUUCAGCACUCGGCGACAUCUGUUCUGCUGCCCAUUGCCUUGGGCACCGCCAUCGGCUACGGCACCAAACCGGAUAAAACGGUCAAGACCUACUUGGAUCUCAAGCAGCCUCCGCUGCACCCGCCUCCGUGGCUGUUCGGUCCCGUAUGGACCGUGCUUUAUGGCGUGAUGGGCUACGCCGCGCACCGGGUCGCUUCGGCUGGCCUCUUGUCGCUCUCGCCGGCGACCGUCGCCACGACCCAACACUCCCUGACUGUGUACACGAUACAGCUCGGCCUCAACCUGGCGUGGAUGCCGCUCUUCUUUGGCGCCCGCCGCCCAAUCGAAGCCACCGCCGACCUCGUCGCGCUCCUCGGCCUCAACGGCUGGCUCGCCUACACGUGGAGCGCCAUCGAUGAGACGGCCGGGUGGCUGCAGCUGCCGUACCUGGGCUGGCUGGCGUUUGCGACCUAUCUGUCCGCGGGCGCGGGCUACCUCAACGACUGGGACAUGUCGGACUCGGCACUUGAGGCCAGGAAGAAGGUCCAGUAA
This is a messenger RNA of Akanthomyces muscarius, 690 nucleotides long. RefSeq lists its product as uncharacterized. The coding region runs from base 1 to 690 and encodes 229 amino acids. Gene Ontology annotation, cellular component: mitochondrial outer membrane. NCBI's taxonomy places the organism in Eukaryota, Fungi, Ascomycota, Sordariomycetes, Hypocreales, Cordycipitaceae. The record is from RefSeq and is a predicted model, not a curated record. The transcript is spliced from 3 exons.